UUGCCUUUUUGGUUUCCAAAACAUUGACAAAAACUAUCGAUUCUCCCCCAAAAGCAAAGAAGAAAAAAAAAAAAGGGCCAAAUACAACAUCGUCGUUCGUUUCGGUCCCUUUGAUUCCAUGUUCGCCGUCGAUGGCUCUGUUUCUCAGACCAACUGUAUUCUCUUUACGUCCAACACCCACUUCGAAAUCCGUGAAAGUGGCUUACAGUAUGAAACCUUCGUUCACCUCUUCCUCAUCAGAUAAGAGUAAAUUGCCGAUAUUGCUCUUCGAUGUAAUGGGUACCAUAGUCCAUGAUCCUUUCUACGAAGAUGUACCCGCUUUCUUCCGAAUGACUCUGCAAGAACUAAUAGAGUGCAAGCACCCGACUGCAUGGAUUCAGUUUGAAGAGGGGCGGAUUAAUGAGAUGGAGCUAGUUGGAAAAUUCUUCAAAGAUGGAAGGUCAUUUGACAUGGAGGGAUCUUAUGAUGAAGAAGACGAUUGGUAGAAGGUGUAGGGUUAGGGUUUUUAUCUUUUUUAGGACAAUUCUUCUUCCAUUAUAUGUCGGAGCAGGAAGAUUGAUGAUCCAUUGUCAACUAGGGCAUUUGUCUCUAUAAAAGCUUACAAAAAUCUGAUCCUCGUUUCAUUCUAUUUCUAGUUUAUAUUUGUGAGUCAUGUCAGUUUGGGAAGCUUCACCUUGUAAGCUAUCCCCUUAGAGUCAAUAAAUAGUUUGCGCACCCUUUUUUUCUUGUUCAUACAGAUUUAUGUGGUUCUUAUCCCAUUGCUUCCAACUUAGAUUUUCGAUAUUUUGUUAUUGAUGACUAUUCUAAAGUUACUUGGAUUUAUUUAAUGAAACAUCGUUCUGAGUU
Messenger RNA from Macadamia integrifolia, 846 nucleotides. RefSeq names its product flavin mononucleotide hydrolase 1, chloroplatic-like. NCBI's taxonomy places the organism in Eukaryota, Viridiplantae, Streptophyta, Magnoliopsida, Proteales, Proteaceae. The coding region runs from base 132 to 485 and encodes 117 amino acids. The transcript has 4 exons. The record is from RefSeq and is a predicted model, not a curated record.